AUGAGUCAGAAGUUUGGCCCCUACCAAGUCGGUGAGACAAUCGGCCGAGGCACGUUUGGCAAAGUCAAGUUGGCUGUUCAUGAGCCUACGCGUAAGAAGGUGGCACUAAAAAUUAUUUCCCGAAAAUUAAUGGAACAGGAUGCACGUUCCAACAUCAAGAUCACGCGAGAAAUUAAGAUCCUCAAGGUGCUUCGACACCCAAAUGUUAUGCGGCUUUACGACGUGGUACAGACCACGCACGAUAUUGUGCUGAUCUUGGAAUACGUCUCUGGUGGAGAGCUUUUUGACUAUAUUUGUCGCAACGGACGGUUGACGGAGGAUGUUGCACGUGGCAUUUUUCAGCAGAUUGUGGCCGGUGUGGCGUACUGUCAUCGAUACCACGUGGCGCAUCGGGACCUUAAGCCAGAGAACAUCAUGAUGGAGCAGGGGUCGACAAGAAUCAAAAUCUGUGAUUUUGGAUUGUCAUCUGUCUUUCGGGAUGGCUGCUUCUUGGCUACAAGCUGUGGAACACCGAACUACGCCUCGCCAGAGGUGGUGAGCGGAAAACUUUACGGCGGUCCGGAGACGGAUGUAUGGAGCUGUGGUGUGGUUCUCUACACUAUGGUUGUGGGGGCCCUCCCCUUUGAUGACAGCAACGUAGGGAACCUCUUUAAAAAAAUCCAGACGGCGACCUAUCAUGUACCCAACACCCUCUCGGCUGGGCUGGCAGACCUUUUGAGGCGCAUGUUGGUAGUAAACCCAUUGGAGCGGGCCACGAUGGAGCAAGUGAUGCGUCAUCCGUGGGUUUUUCCCGCGUACCCGCCCUAUCUGCUUGCCCUCCACUACGAGACCAUUCUUGAGACCGUGACAUUUGGGAAGAUGGCACUGACAAGAGAGGAAGCAUUGGAUGAAAAGAUUCUUGAGAUCGUGGCUGCACGCUUUCACAUCUCCGUGCCGGAAGUGGCUGCUAUUAUUGCCUCAAAAGAGAGAAAAAAGUCCCCGUUGUUUAGCAUCCAGGAGACUACGCAUGAAAAGGGAGCGAGUGGGAAGUCUUACCCUGCUCUGGAGUUUUUUGAAAAAGCUGUAAACGUAGUAGAUGCAAAGUUAUGGCCAGCGCCCCUGGUUAUACCGCCCGCAGAGCAAGCGCUUCGUGAUGACGAACAUAAUUUACACGUGUCAUACCUUAUUCUGCUACACAACAAACAGGAUAGUCUCUUCCUAGAGAACUUAUCGAAAGUUGGAUCGAGCUGCGAUGCAGCGAACUCCCUUAUUUUAACGCUGUCAGCCAGUCAGGGAUACGGUUCUCUCAAUGCAAACUCUUUACAUCAAAUAUCCAUGGGAAUGAGUGCCGUCUCUAGGAGCCUCCAACAGGCACAGCAAAAAGGUGCUCCGCAAACGUUACGUGUAAACAAGGUGGGUGGUAUCACUUUUUGUGGUUCCUUGCCCGCACAUGUACAGUCAGAAAACCAGCUAACAGAAGAAGUCGAUUUAUACAUGAAAGGCUACAAUGAUGUUGUAGAAGCUUUUAUUCCGCUUUGCUGUGUCCGCUCGAAACACACCCUUCUUGGAAAGUUGCUGGGGGUAGUUGAACGCCCUAUGAGUGCGAAGGAACCAACUCAAUCCCACUCACAAACCCCACCUAGCAAAUCAAAAGGUGGGGGAACUCUCCUACAGCCCCUUCUUAAACCAAUGAUAAAUGAGGGUAGUACGAGUCCUGCGUCCAUGUCGAAUGAGGGAGCGCUACUUGUACCCGCUUCCAGGGGCAAAAAAACGAAAGGCAACACCAGCGGGAAAGGUAACGUAACCCCCCAUAACUGUGAGGGUGGCAUUUCCUUUUCAUCGUCCAUGACACCAGAUGUCUUCCAAUGUGGUACAGUGACUCGUUUUGGAAAUGAAUUUAUUCGAAACGGGGUGCUGUUCUCCCAAAGUGGCUGGGUGACGACGCUGCAUUACGUUUACAAUGCCAUGGAAGAAGAGGGUUUCUUAUGGAAGACCACCCAGCCCUUUUCUUUUGUCGCCGUGGUUCACCCAUCUGUGAAACUGCAGUUAAAGAUUUACAAGGUCAAUGCAGAGGAGCAGAUUGUCGAUGUAAAGGUGUCCUCUCAGAGUGGUAUGCAUGCGUGCGACAAGGCCAUGAGUCUUUUGGACCGUCUGCGGAGGAAGGCUGUUUUACACACGGAGAGAAAAUUGAAGGAGAACAUGGCCAUGCUUGAACAGGGCGGUGCUUCCUCUCUUGGACCAGACGAAUGA
Molecule: messenger RNA, 2229 nt
Organism: Trypanosoma cruzi
Lineage: Eukaryota; Euglenozoa; Kinetoplastea; Trypanosomatida; Trypanosomatidae
Product: protein kinase, putative
Exons: 1
Coding region: 1-2229 (742 amino acids)
Biological process (GO): intracellular signal transduction; protein phosphorylation
Cellular component (GO): cytoplasm
Molecular function (GO): ATP binding; protein serine/threonine kinase activity
Source: RefSeq, a predicted model, not a curated record